Molecule: messenger RNA, 964 nt
Organism: Hevea brasiliensis (rubber tree)
Lineage: Eukaryota; Viridiplantae; Streptophyta; Magnoliopsida; Malpighiales; Euphorbiaceae
Product: protein LURP-one-related 15
Exons: 3
Coding region: 72-725 (217 amino acids)
Source: RefSeq, a predicted model, not a curated record
AUUGUGAAUAGACUAGACAAAGCCUAGGAGGCAGGUCCCAUAUUCUGUGAUUGAGUCUUGUUGAGCGAUUUAUGGAUUCGGUACAGAGCAACCCCAACCCAAUUCCGGCGAUGACAAGUUAUCAGCCACUGGAGAGACCGUUGGUGGUGAUAGGGCCACAGUUCCUGGCACAGUAUCCGGUGGACAUCACUGUUGCCAGCAAGCUCUUGACUCUUGGAGAAAACAAUUUUACAGUCACUGACGUUAACGGCACUCUCAUAUUCCAGGUGAAGAGCAAACUGUUAAGCAUCCAUGACCGUCGUUUUCUGCAAGACGCCGCUGGCAACACCCUUGUCACUCUCCGGCAGAAGAUAAUGACUGCCCAUAGGAGGUGGGAGGUUUUCAGAGGAGAGAGCACAGACGCUAAAGAUUUGCUUUUCAGUGCAAAGAAGUCAUCGAUACUUCAAUUUAAGACGGAAUUAGAUGUAUUCUUAGGCAGUAAUACAUCAGAAGAUGUUCCUGAUUUCAAGGUCAAAGGAACCUGGAAGGAGAGAUCCUGCACUAUAUAUCUUGGACUGUCCAAUACCAUCGUUGCACAAAUGCAUAGGAGACACACUCUGAAGACUGCUUUGUUGGAAGCGGACAAUUUUGCGGUGACUGUGUAUCCUAAUGUGGAUUAUGCCUUCAUAGUGGCUCUUGUGGUGGUUCUUGAUGAGAUCAACAAUGAUCGGAGCGGGGAGGAUUAAAUAUUAUUUGUGUGUUAUUAUGGAACUGUCCAACUAGCAUCUGUGUGUGUGGAAAUAAAUUUGAUAAACUUGUGAACGCCAGUGAUCGUUAGCUGCAUUUCUGAUCUGCCUUGAGUUGUAAAAGCUUCCAUGAUUUCCUGAUAAUCUAUCAAGUGCUUGCUUGGUUCUGUGGAUAUUUCAAAUCUAUGUGUAAUCUGGAUAGCAGAAAAGUUCCAAUAAGAAAGUUAACUUGAAUUGAA